Molecule: messenger RNA, 1656 nt
Organism: Phycomyces blakesleeanus NRRL 1555(-)
Lineage: Eukaryota; Fungi; Mucoromycota; Mucoromycetes; Mucorales; Phycomycetaceae
Exons: 9
Coding region: 1-1656 (551 amino acids)
Biological process (GO): lactate transport
Cellular component (GO): plasma membrane
Molecular function (GO): solute:proton symporter activity; lactate transmembrane transporter activity
Source: RefSeq, a predicted model, not a curated record
AUGGUUAAUAUUCCUACUGUACCGCCAUCUAUUUAUGAAACCGGUGUUUUUGUUCAACCACUGGCACCUAUUGGUGACAGUUUGAUUGGUUCAUUUUUUGUUGGAUUAAUCCCUCUAUUACUCGUUUUUGUUCUUCUUGGUAUAUGCCGUAUACCAGCUCAUUUUGCUUCACUGGCUGGUAUUUUUAUCGCUAUUUUUGGAUGGGGAAUGCCAGCAGCACAAGCAUUUUCAUCAAUAGCAAACGGGAUUGUGUUUGCAAACUGGCCAAUUAUGUGGAUCGUAGUAAGCUCAAUGUUCUUGUACAAUAUAUCAGUGUAUUCGGGCAUAUUCGAUAUGUUCCGUCGCUGGAUGCUAGUCUACACCCCACCCGAUAAACGUGUUAUUUUGCUCAUAAUUGGAUAUUGUUUUGGAUCAGUAUUGGAAGGUGUUGCCGGGUUUGGCGUUCCUGGUGCAAUUUGUUCCCCAUUGAUGGUUUCAUUGGGCUUUGAUCCUAUGGAUGCAUUGGUUUAUACUUUGAUAUUUGACACAACUCCAGUGGCAUUUGGUGCUCUUGGUACUCCAAUCACUACCUUGGCUACCAUCACUGGUCUUCCUGCAAUGAAACUCUCUGCCAUGAUAGGCCGGCAGCUCCCACUACUUAGUGUAUUCCUUCCUUUAUAUGUUCUUGGAAUGUACGCAGGCGUCCAAGCCGGUGUUGUUGAGUGCUGGCCAAUGGCUCUGGUUUCUGGUCUUUCAUUUGCUGCUACACAGGCCAUAUUUGCUAAUCUGGUAGGACCAGAAUUACCUGACUUAAUCGCCGGUCUGGUGUCUCUGGGAUGUUUGGUUGCCUUUGUUCAAAUGUGGAAACCGGUUUAUCGAUCAGAAUACCAUGCUAUUAUGACUCAAUUACCAAAGAAACCUGACGAGAAAAUCACGGAAUUAGAAAAGACGAACCAGUGUGGAAAAUACAUACCUACACUACCUAAUACAAACCUUGAAAAAGGAUCCGAAAUAUCUGAUACCGAGGCAAUUACUCGAAAGCAAGUAAUUUUGGCUUGGACUCCCUGGACAAUUAUUGUAGUUGUUGUACUUAUCUGGACAUUUGCCCAUGUAUCCAGUGUAGGGCAAGUCAAUGUUAAAUGGCCAGCUCUCCAUCAAAAAGUGGUUUACUUGACACUUUACGGAAAAAACUAUGAUGCUGUAUGGAUAUUUCAACCACUAGGUACUGGAACAGCUAUUUUUAUUUCAGCAAUUAUUUUUGGUGGCGUCGUACUGUGGAAUGGAUCGAAUCCUAGUAUUGUCUACACCAUCGGGUUGACAUUUUCUUCUGUAGGCCCAGCUUUUCCUUUUCUCUCAGCCUGGCUUGGUUGGAUAGCAUGUUUCUUAUCAGGAAGUGAUACAUCUGCCAAUUCAUUAUUUGGAAAUUUACAGGUAGUUGCUGCCCGAGAGAUUGGACUCUCGGGAAUACUGAUGGCAGCCACAAAUUCAAGUGGUGCUAUUGCGUCAAAAAUGAUCUCUCCUCAGAAUAUGUCCACGAUAGCAUCGACAAUUAAUUUGCAAGGAAAAGAAGGACUUGCGCUUCGAAGAACAAUAUUUCAUUCAGUAUUUAUUGUCUGUAUUGUUGGUGCAAUUGCUUGCAUUCAACAGUACUGUAUACCGUCUAUGAUACCAUCUUAG